AUGUCCACAAUGAAUAAUCCAUUAGAUCUUCUGAUGAAUGUUGACGAACUACAACUAUUGGAUGAUGAACAAAACUACCCAGGUCAAUUUGAUCAAACCAAUGUUGAUGUUAACAAGGAUAUUGUACUAGGUCUAGAUAAAACGUCUGGUGUUCCUAUAUAUUCGUUAGCCGGUGAUGUUGAAGAGCAACCUCUUAAGAGUGGAGAAAACGGUGACCUCCAUUAUAACUUAAAUUCUAAUUCUACUCAAAAUAUUGGAUUUUUAGCUAACAAAUCUCAAACAAAACUAUACCCUUCAAAACUUCCAAGAUUGGUAAUUAGUAAAGAGUACUCUCAUUACAUUUCCAAGUUGUUCGAAAUUUAUAAUAAUCUGGGCGAAGAUCAUCGUACCUUCUCUAAGCCAACAAUUGGUCUCAUAAGUCGUUCUUCUAGAAUCGAACACAAUCAAACAGUGAAUUUAGCGUUAGAGACAUUGGUAACCGAAUUAGAGUUCUAUAUCGAUUCAAUCAAGCAUAUUGAUACUGAAUUUGAUAAAUUUAUCGAGUUAGAGGAUUGUUUGACUAUUUUAAAUUGUAUGAAGACUUUUUAUUUCACAGUCGAAGGUGACAUGGAUGAUGAUAACCAACGGAAUGAUUUCAUGGAUAGAUUGCUAAAUUGGGUGAAUCGCUCUGAUGGUGAACCAAGUGAGCAGCUAAUUGAAAAGGUAUUUUCUACAUCUGGCGAAGGCCAGAAACAUGUUUAUAACUCAUCAUCAUUCUGGAAACUAAUCAAUAAGUUAUUACUAAGAGGCUUGUUUACUCAAGCUAAGGGUUGCCUGAAUAGAAGUGGUAUUAUUUCCUCUUUGGAAAGUCAAUGUGAAGUCUCCAGAAAUGCAAUUCAUGACAUGAUUGCUUUAUUAGAACAAUAUCCAAAGGAUUCACCAUCUGCUUACAGAAAUUGGAAAUCCCUUAUAUUAGAACUCCAACAAACAUUCAGUAAUUCUGAAACUAAAAUAAAUGGCGAGCUCAGAGAUAACAUAGAAGAUUCGUUAUUACUAUUAAGUGGUAAUCAGUCAAAAAUCUUUCAGUAUUCUUCAACAUGGUAUGAAUCAUUUUGUGGUUUGAUGUUAUACUAUAUUCCAUCAAAUAAAUUAUUAACCGAAUAUUUACAAUUAUCACUAGAUGCUUGUCCACUAAAUGUUACUAAUAUCUGGGAACAACCUUGUGUAGAUAUCAUUAACGGAAAAAUAUUUUCUAUUUUACCAAUUUUAGAAUCAUUAGAUACCUGUACAACUGCAUUUGUAGCAGGUCUAUGCGAUGCCAAAGGUUUAUUAGAGGAUUAUAGUUACGCUAAUGACGCUUCUCAAAAUGAAACCAUUGAAGACUUACUUUCUCGCAAAAAUGGUAUGGCAUCUUAUUUAUUAGACAAUUUUGCAUUUGAACUUUGUUCCCAUGAUGAUAAGACAUUGUGGCCGGUUGCCAUUGGAUUGAUCAGUAUAUCCCCAGUUAACUCAUCUAAUGCGAUUAGGGCAGCAAUAUCUGAAUUAUUACCUCGUUACCCAUUCUCAACGAAUGAUGAUAUAGAAUGGAUGUUAACUAUUUGUGCAAAGUGGAGACUACCAGAAGUUUCGAAAAAGAUAUUUUUAACUGUAGCUAAUAAUUUAUUAUCCGAAGGUAAUUUAAUCGAAGCAAUCACUAACUUCAGUAAAGCCGGUGCGUUUGAUUUAGUCAAACAUCACGCAUGGAUGAUUUUUGAAACUUCAUUACUAAGCAAAGAACCUGUUGACGAUAUUAUUCUAACAGCUAUCGUUAAAAAUGAAACGAACAAUAUCAUUCCAAAUGAAUUAUCACACAGUUUAGUUACUGAUGCAAUGAGACAAGCACUAUCACCGUAUGCUGUAUUAUAUGAAUUUUAUGAAUUACUAAAGAUGAAAGAAAUGAAAGAAGCUCUUAAUAAGAUAAGAUCACUUAUAGAAUUUCAAUAUCUACCAAAAAAGUAUUUUGUUAUUUUACUUGUUCAAUUUUUAUUCCCAUUAUUCAUUUUAAAAGAUGAAUUCAAAAUGGAUGAAGAUGUAAUUUUAAGCGUCAUUGAACGUUGCGAUGAAAUGUUAAAAGCUGAAGAUGCUGAAUUACAAAAAGUUUACUCAGAGAUAAUACAGAACGUCAAAGAAAAUGAAGAAAUAACCUUACCGGCUAAUUUAAGUUUAUUUGAACAAACUUUAAGGAAAAAACUAAAUAUCAAGCUAUGCCAGGAAUAUAUGUAA
Tetrapisispora phaffii CBS 4417 is the source of this 2241-nucleotide messenger RNA. It is a transcript of the gene NUP85, whose product is annotated as Nup85p. The transcript has a single exon. Gene Ontology annotation, molecular function: structural constituent of nuclear pore. Gene Ontology annotation, cellular component: nuclear pore outer ring. The record is from RefSeq and is a predicted model, not a curated record. NCBI's taxonomy places the organism in Eukaryota, Fungi, Ascomycota, Saccharomycetes, Saccharomycetales, Saccharomycetaceae. Gene Ontology annotation, biological process: mRNA export from nucleus; positive regulation of DNA-templated transcription; protein import into nucleus. The coding region runs from base 1 to 2241 and encodes 746 amino acids.